AUGGACCGACAAUUCCGCGAACUUAGAAUCGAUGGAGAUCGCGAAAGCAGUUACGGGAGUGUUUUUUCCGUGUCUGGUCCAGGUAGGUUUAUCCUUACCUGUACGUACUGACGCAUUUCCUUCACAGUUUUCUGAGAUCUGUUUGCCAUUUUCCUCCAUUCAUAGUUGUGACUGCUGAGAGGAUGGCAGGUUCAGCCAUGUACGAACUGGUCCGUGUCGGACACGACAACUUGGUUGGCGAGAUUAUUCGAUUGGAGGGAGACACUGCAACGAUCCAGGUCUACGAAGAUACGUGUAUCCUUUUUGCCAUUUUUUGCAUCGAUGCAAGCCAUAAUCUUUUUUCUCAUGCGCUUGAUGUCACUUAGACUCCGGAUGCUUUUGGUCUCUUUAUCUGCCAUUUUACGAUGCCAUCUUCUCCAGGUUCGCCGACGUGCCCUCUAAGAUAGGGCCACCCCGAGUGAUGUGUUAGUUUCCCUAACUCUUCUUCCCAAUAGCUGGCGUAACUGUUGGUGAUCCUGUACAAAAAACUGGCAAACCGCUCUCCGUCGAGUUGGGUCCGGGUAUUCUAGACAGUAUUUUUGACGGUAAGCCAGAUCUGACUUCCCCUUGUUUUAGUCUUGGCUUUUAUGGUUUGCCAUGUCCAUGGGGGACGGUCAGUCAACGAAGCCGAUUAUUCGCGGCAGACUUAAUUAUUCUUAAGUUAUUGAGACUUGUGAAAUUGGGCUGGCGAGUACGUGAGAGCAUUCGGGGUCUUCAUCAUGAGUAACCCAACUCUGAUGAUCCCGACCUUCCUUCUUCUUUGUUGACGGGUGUCAUCCAUCCCAUGUCUUUUAGUCGCCGCUGGACAACGGUCUACUUGUUGGUCCGGGGGUCUGUUGUUGCACGAAUUAUUUCGAGGAACAGAUAACAGUUUAGAAGUUCGGGGCGGAACUACAGAGUCAUCCCAAAGGAAUCUGGUUCGUCUCGUGAAUGAUCCUCACAUGAAGAGUCGAAGUGCUGAGUAGACGUGACUUAUUUCGUAAAUAAAGACACGUCAAAACGACCUUCUACUAAAGUGAUUGUAACUUCUACGUUUUAUUUCCUUGCAAAUUCCUGCUCAUUGUUGCUCUAGUGAGCCAAACCUCAUGACAGCCGUCAUUGGGGACUGCAUCCACACGAAACAUAAGAAGUUUCUCCACUACAGUAGACCUGGCGCGCUCGAAUCUACAGUAACCCGCUAAGAGUCAUGGUUUGAGUGGUUGGUAUCUAAGUAGAUAACUCAUUCCUCAUAACUAGAGGACUGAGGGUCAGGCUGUAGCAGCUUUUUCAACGUGACCUUCCAGCACUCAUUCACACGAGGCCCGAGUCGUUCAGGACGUGCGUGGCACGGGUAGACGGCUACUCCCGGCUAGUUGAGUGAGAGGAGACAGCGCGCGGGAGAUGUUAAGGAAGUUCGCCUCAUUCAAAACUAAUUUAUGCGCUCAUUCCUUGGGGCACGCGAUGGGAAACGUCGCUCUGUCAAAUCUGACUCAACAACGUCAUCUAUUUCGGUGACCCAACGCACACACACACACCUUUGGCAAUUCAUCUUUUUCAACAGUGGCCGUUCAGCCCAUUAGGGCUAUGGUUGGAGUGUUAGGGCACUGCAAAUUUUUUUGUGUAGUACAAUCCGGUGGAAUAUGGUUGUUCGGAACAUGCUUUGGCAAUAAAAUUCGUGAGAAAUAUUCAACAGCUGUCUUCACAAUCCUCUCCAACGUGUUUGUGUUCAUGGUUGUAAUUUGUCCGCCCUGCAACGUUCAGAGACAGUUUGCGCAGGUGUGUAGUCUUCGAUAAUUUUCCUUAAUGCUUUGACGGUUUAUGUGGAGAUGUUCAACGAGGCCAGUCCGAACCUUCACCAUGAAUGUUCAAAAAAUACGGUGAAUUCGGUCACUGAAGGCCUUUUUGUCGUUGCCUAGCUUCCUUUAUCUGGUUGACUUCGUAGCUUUUAACUCUUUCGUCGCGACUGAUCUCCAUGCCUGCUGAUAUCGAGACUUUUUAGCGUGUCCUUAUGCUCUUUUUUCCCUUCUCGUCUACAGCAGCAGCCGGUCUUAAGCCAUAGGGUCGUGUUUUUAUAUAUACUCUCCACUCGUUGCGCAGGUAUUCAGCGGCCGCUGCAGGACAUUCGCGCGUUCACCGACUCCAUAUACAUUCCAAAAGGCGUUAGCGCGCCGUCGUUGGACCGAAAGAUUGCCUGGGAGUUUGACCCCAUGCCAAACCUGCGUGUUGGCAUGCACAUCACCGGUGGCGAUAUCUACGGCACGGUGAAUGAGAACAGUCUUGUGCAGCACAAGCUUAUGCUGUCUCCGAAGGACCAGGGUACCAUCCGAUGGAUUGCCCCGCCCGGGAACUACACCAUCUUGGUGAGCUUCUCACCUCUUUUGUCCCACUCUCUCUGCAAAAUCCUUCCUUCUUCCCGCCGCUCCGUGAUCUUUGUCCCCCGUUUUGUCAAGUGCUCAUCCCGCCUUAGUCUGUGAAAUCUCCGUCACUCUACAGUUUAAUUUUAUGUACAGUAGGUGGGCUAACACAUGAAAUGUCAACUGAAAUUCCGAAAUGCGUUUUCGCUUCUAAAGGAUUAAUUAAGUAGGGUUGUAAAACUAAUCAUCUUGCAGAAUAAUUCUACAAUAAUUCAUUGACCUGAGGAUGUCGGCUUUCGAACGAACUUCCUUCCCGCUGCAUGCAAAAACUACACUUUGUAAAAAGUGACUACUUAAGUAGCAUGCGUUUUCCUCACUGAUUUUCGAUGCCCCUAAAAGUCCAAUUAGAUUACAUAGAAAACAUGCACAAAAUAUUCAUUUUUUUUCGCUCAUUCGGUAGAAAAUUACAUCUUUCAAUUUGCUACUCGAUGGAAGGACAUAAUUCGGUUUUAAUUGUGGGACUUUAAUACCGUGAAAUGGCCGUUCAUAAAACGUCAUAUCUCUGCAUUUAUCAAUGUGGCUUGUAAAGUUAACAGUAGAGUUCAAAUCCACUGCCAAAUUGUAUGAACGCUAUAUGGUCUCCUCUUAAUACCGUAGGGAAAUGUGUGGUUUUCCAUGCGUGAAAAAUGCAUGGCUUGUAGUUUGGAAACCCUGAAUGCAAGCGUGACGGCAGAGCGGGUUCAAAAUUACUCGGGAAUUGGAAAAGUUUUUGAAAACCAAAGAAUACCCUUCUUUCGAGUAUAAGAUCGGAAGAAGACGUAAUUUAUACCGAAUAGGUAAAAGAAUGAAUAUGUUUGUGCAUGUUUUCCAUUAAAUAUAAUUGGACUUUUGGGGGCAUCGACAAUCAAAGAAAAGAAUUCAUGCUACUUAAGUAGUCAUUUUUUACAGUAGUCAUUUUUCGCAGGAAGUUCUUUUGAAAGCCGGCAUCCUGAGGUAACUGAAUUUUUAUAGAAUUAUGCUGCAGACUGCUUAGUUUUAUAACCCUACUUAAUUAAUCUUUUCGAAACGAAAGCACAUUUCGCAAUUUUGGUUGACGUUUCGUGAGUUAGGCCACCUACUGUAUGCGUGAGGAAGAACCUUACGACCCUUCCGUUUUACUCUGUAGGACAAAGUCCUGGAGACAGAGUUCGACGGCGAAGUGACGGAGCACUCGAUGCUGCAAGUCUGGCCUGUCAGAACUCCACGCCCGGUUGCGGAGAAGCUGCCCGCUAAUAAUCCUCUCCUCACUGGUCAACGCAUCCUCGAUGCCCUCUUCCCGUGA
Messenger RNA from Spirometra erinaceieuropaei, 3693 nucleotides. The record is from the annotation of a GenBank genome assembly. Lineage: Eukaryota; Metazoa; Platyhelminthes; Cestoda; Diphyllobothriidea; Diphyllobothriidae.